Messenger RNA from Pediculus humanus corporis (human body louse), 531 nucleotides. RefSeq lists its product as uncharacterized. The transcript has 4 exons. Gene Ontology annotation, biological process: neuron projection development; dopaminergic neuron differentiation. The record is from RefSeq and is a predicted model, not a curated record. NCBI's taxonomy places the organism in Eukaryota, Metazoa, Arthropoda, Insecta, Psocodea, Pediculidae. The coding region runs from base 1 to 531 and encodes 176 amino acids. Gene Ontology annotation, cellular component: endoplasmic reticulum.
AUGAUUCCGGAUUUGAAGUAUGUGAUAUACAUAAUAAGUGUAGUUUUAGUAUUUGCUGUUAGUUCUGCAAAUUCUUUAAAAAAAGAAGAUUGUGAAGUUUGUGUAACAGUAUUAGAAAGAUUUGCUAAUUCUUUAUCCGAUGCUAUUAAAAAAGACCAUAAAUUAAUAGAAAAAGAAUUCAAAGAACAUUGCAAAAAUGUUAAGUCUAAAGAAAAUAGAUUUUGUUAUUAUCUUGGAGGGUUGGAAGAAUCUGCGACUGGAAUUUUAGGAGAAAUGUCAAAGCCACUGUCAUGGGGCAUGCCUGCUCUUAAAGUUUGUGAAAAGCUUAAAAAAAAAGAUAAUCAAAUAUGUGAACUUAGAUAUGAUAAGGAAAUUGACAUAGGUUCAGUUGAUCUUAAAAAACUAAAAGUAAGAGAUUUAAAAAAAAUAUUAUCAGAUUGGGAUGAAACAUGCGAAGGAUGCAUUGAAAAAAUUGAUUUCAUCAAAAGAAUCGAAGAAUUAAAACCUAUUCAUUAUAAAACUGAACUAUAA